AAUAAAAACUUUAAAAAAUCAAAACAAACUUACAGAACAACAAGCCAAAGAACUAACAAUUUACAAUUCUGAUAUACCUAAACUGUAUGGCCUACCAAAGAUACAUAAAGCAAAUAUACCAUUACGUCCAAUUGUCAGUACUUUAAACUCCACAACUUACAACCUGUCCAAAUUCUUGGGAGACAUACUUAAACAAACAUUUGAACAUGAGCCAAGUUUUAAUACAAAAGAUACAUUUUCUUUUGUAAAUUCUAUAAAUGGACUUCAGCUACCAGAUAAUUAUGUUCUGAUCUCAUUAGAUGUAGUGUCAUUGUUUACUAACAUCCCUGUUAAGUUGAUCAUUGAAAUCGUACAAGAAAAAUGGUCUAAAAUAGAACAAUUUACAUCUUUAUCCAGAAAAGACUUCCUCUCAUUGAUAACAUUUCUAUUUGAUAAUACAUAUUUUUGUUUUUAUGACAAAUUCUAUAAACAAAUAUUUGGAACUCCAAUGGGCAGUCCUAUAAGCCCAAUCCUAGCCACAAUUAUUCUAGACCAUUUAAUAGACAUUGGAAUCUCAAAAUUGCCGUUUUCACUACCAUUUAUUUAUAAAUUUGUUGAUGAUAUAAUAUGCAGUGUACCUUUUAACCACAUCCAGACAGUACAAGCAAUAUUUAAUUCACUUAAUCAAAAUAUUCAAUUCACUGUCGAAAAUGAAAAUGAAAAUAGUAUACCUUUUUUAGAUACCAAAGUUAUAAGAACAAAUGAUAACAAAAUUAUAUUAGAUUGGUAUCAAAAAGAUACUGCAUCAGGCAGAUUUAUAAAUUAUUAUUCAAAUCAUCCUAGAAAUCAAAAAUUUAACACAAUUAUAUCCAUGAAAAAUCGAGUGACGACAAUUUGUGAUCGAAGAUUCUUAGAUGUCAAUCUGAAUAAACUUUUUGAGAUGUUUUUAAACAAUGGCUACCCAAAACACAUUUUAAAAAAACUCAUUUACAACACUAACUCCUGUGAUAGAGCUUUGAUAAAUAAUCCUCAACCAGUUAUUUACAAAAAAAUACCUUACGUAAAAAAUUUAACAGACCAAAUUGUCCCACUUUUUAAACCAUUUCCAAACAUCAAAUUAGUCAAGUACAAUCCACUUCUAAAUUCAAAGUUGUUCUCGAAAACUAAAGCUAAUACUCCAAAGGGAUUAAUGAGCAACAUAAUUUACAAAAAGCAAGAUACAAGCCCUAGAAAUGAAGUAUUUACGAAGAGUUAGAGGAGUGACAAUGAGAGACAGAAUAAGAAGCACAGAUAUACGCACAGAUCUUAAGACGAAAUCUGUACUUGAGUAUGUUGAAGAAAAACAACUAAGUUGGUGGGGACACAUGAAAAGAAUGAAAGACAACAUACCGGUGAAGAAAAUAUGGGAAGCCAGGAUACAAAAGAAAAGAAGUAGAGGAAGACCUAGAGAAGAUUGGGAUACAGUAGUCGCUAAAAUCAUCCAAAGGAAGGGGAAAACAAUAGCAGAAGCAAGCCGAUUAGCAUACAAUAAGAAACAAUGGUCAACAUUUGUACACACGUGAAAGGAUGUGCCAGUCCCGACACUGAAAAGUAAAAGGGACUCAAAAGACUAUAUAUAUAUAUAUAUAUAUAUAUAUAUAUAUAUAUAUAUAUAUAUAUA
This is a messenger RNA of Diabrotica virgifera virgifera (western corn rootworm), 1639 nucleotides long. RefSeq lists its product as uncharacterized. The record is from RefSeq and is a predicted model, not a curated record. The coding region runs from base 488 to 1234 and encodes 248 amino acids. The transcript has a single exon. NCBI's taxonomy places the organism in Eukaryota, Metazoa, Arthropoda, Insecta, Coleoptera, Chrysomelidae.